AUGAAUAAUUGCGAAGAAGAGAGUUGUCCGUGGAACAAAGAAGGGAGCAACUUUGAACCUGAUCCUCAACUUCCUGCAGCUAUUCUUAUCUUUUACCCGAACACGGCUAUUACAUAGUGCCUACUAUUGUCAUCAUUGGAUUUAAUCAUCGAUACAAAAGAUGUCAGAGGAAGGGAUGGUGGAUUUCUUUGAGGGAAGGGAAAAGACGGUUCGGGUAUACUUCACAGUGCCAGAAUGCUGUUCAUUGCUGGAUCUAGAGACAGAUAUAUGGGAAGAAUUACUGAAACAAACCGGCUGCAGCAUCAUCGGGGAGUUACGACAUAAAGAAGUGACGGCGUUCAUUCUAAGUGAGAGCUCCCUAUUUGUUUGGCGGGACCACAUCCUCCUCAAGACAUGCGGCACUACAACACCACUCUUACUCCUGCCCUUGCUCAACCGGCAACUGGGAUGGUUGGAGGGUUACGAGUGGUUUUCCUAUUCUAACGGAGCAUUACUUAAACCUGGUCUGCAACCAUCUGGGUAUAGGUCGAACGAAGAGUUAGAACAGCAAAUUACCCACACACUUCUCGAUCUUACCUCAUCAACUGACGGCUCUAAAUCUUCCCUGUCAUUCUCAGACGGAAGCUUUGAGUUCGUGUCCCAAAAACCUACCAAGUACAACUCUCCAACUCACACAGUAGUGGAGAUAAAACUUAUCAAUCUUCAAGAAUGUGGUCAGUUCUACCUCGCCUCCGAUAGCACUGCUAUUGACAAAAUGUUCUCCGAUUUGUUCCGAGAGCCGUGGGAAACGGAUCACUUUCACUUUGAACCGUGUGGUUUCUCCUUAAACGCUUUACAUCCGGAGAGGAAGGAGUCCUACGCUACCAUCCACGUUACCCCUGAACUUGGUUUCUCGUAUGUCUCCUUCGAGACGAACCAUUUGAAUGAACUGAGGAGUCAGGUGAAGAAAUUGUGCUCACUAUUUUGUCCGAGACAGGUCAUAGUGACUGCACAAUAUCCUGUUCUACCCCUCUGUCUUCGUGAAAGGGGCGGUAAAUUUAGUGGGUCAGGUGAUGUGAUCAUGGACCUGCUGCCUGGAAUCGAAUGUGAACGCCAGUAUUUUGAAGAACAUUUUGAAGAAGAUCUUAAAAUUGUUUCUUACAAGCUUAAUCUUCCGCGAGUUCAUUGGUAGUGUAAUCGCUAAAAGUGCAAUGGAAGACAGCUUCUUCCAUUGUAUGUACCAUAAAUAUAUUAAACAUAGAUAUCGACAACAGCAUGGAAGACAGCAAUGACAGUACAUACAAUUGACAAUGUCAAUAGAUCAUUUAGAUGCUUAGUUGUAAUUUUUAUUGUAAGUGAUAAAAUGCUUUUGGAUCUUUUACUUUAAAGCUUUAUGUUUAUAGGAUCACAAUUUUG
This is a messenger RNA of Bolinopsis microptera, 1395 nucleotides long. RefSeq names its product S-adenosylmethionine decarboxylase proenzyme-like. Gene Ontology annotation, biological process: spermidine biosynthetic process; spermine biosynthetic process. The transcript has 4 exons. The record is from RefSeq and is a predicted model, not a curated record. Bases 161 to 1171 code for a protein of 336 amino acids. Gene Ontology annotation, molecular function: adenosylmethionine decarboxylase activity. Lineage: Eukaryota; Metazoa; Ctenophora; Tentaculata; Lobata; Bolinopsidae. Gene Ontology annotation, cellular component: cytosol.